AUGGCUCCUGGAAAUGGCUCUUUCGUGACUGAAUUCAUUCUGGUGGGGUUAACAGACCAACUCGAACUCCAACUUCCUCUAUUCCUCAUAUUUCUAGUGAUGUAUGUGGUCACUGUCUUGGGAAAUUUGGCCUUGAUAACCCUAACUGGGCUGAAUUCACAUCUUCACACCCCCAUGUACUUUUUCCUCUUUAACUUAUCCUUCGUAGACCUCUGUUAUUCUUCUGUGUUUACACCCAAAAUGCUGAUGAACUUCAUAUCAAAGAAUAAUAUAAUCUCCUACAUGGGGUGCAUGACCCAGCUCUACUUUUUCUGUUUUUUUGCCAUUUCUGAAUGCUAUGUGCUGACGUCAAUGGCCUAUGAUCGCUAUGUGGCCAUCUGUAACCCUCUGUUAUAUAACAUAGCCAUGUCCCCUGAAGUGUGUUCCAACCUGAUGCUUGGUUCAUACUUGAUGGCCUUUUCUGGUGCCAUGGCCCACACUGGAUGCAUGCUGAGACUAAGCUUCUGUGAUGCCAACACCAUCAACCACUAUUUGUGUGACAUCCUCCCUGUGCUCCAGCUCUCCUGCACCAGUACCUAUGUCAGUGAGCUGGUGGUUUUCAUUGUGGUGGGCAUCAACAUUAUUGUUCCCAGUCUCACCAUCUCUAUCUCUUAUGGUUACAUCCUGUCCAGCAUCCUCCAAAUUACCUCCAAGGAAGGCAGGUCCAAAGCUUUCAGCACAUGUUGUUCACACAUAAUUGCUGUUUCUCUGUUCUUUGGAUCCAGUGCAUUUAUGUAUCUCAAACCAUCCUCUGCUGGGUCUUUGAAUGAGGGAAAAAUAUCUUCUGUUUUUUAUACCAAUGUGGUUCCCAUGAUGAACCCAUUAAUCUACAGCUUGAGGAAUAAAGAUGUUAAAUUUGCCCUGAGAAAAACCCUGAGUAGGAGAAAGUUCUGA
Messenger RNA from Galeopterus variegatus (Sunda flying lemur), 933 nucleotides. RefSeq names its product olfactory receptor 8B3-like. Gene Ontology annotation, molecular function: odorant binding; olfactory receptor activity; G protein-coupled receptor activity. The record is from RefSeq and is a predicted model, not a curated record. Gene Ontology annotation, cellular component: membrane. NCBI's taxonomy places the organism in Eukaryota, Metazoa, Chordata, Mammalia, Dermoptera, Cynocephalidae. The transcript has a single exon. Gene Ontology annotation, biological process: G protein-coupled receptor signaling pathway; sensory perception of smell. The coding region runs from base 1 to 933 and encodes 310 amino acids.